AUGUAUGAAGGAAUUAUGGAAGAACUCAAAGAAGUAAGUGAAACAUUUCGAUUAAGAGAUAUAACUAGAAAUGAAGAAUGUGAUGAAGAGAUAAAUUUCAAAUAUACCAAUAAAAGAAGUGAAUUUUGUUGUAACAUCACAGAAGGAGUUUUAUUAAGAAAGGUGUUAAGUGAUUUAAUCAAACAAAGCCAAUCGAAAUUAACAAUGUACAAAACACUUCAAAUGAUUUCAAAUGAACAACUAAACCAAACAAUACAACAACAUAACAAAGAAUUAAAAAAAGGAAAUAUUACAACAAAAGAAUGUGUUGUUUGUCAUAAAGAAAAGGAUGAAUUAAUCAAUGUAUUUGGAUGUGGUCAUAGUUAUCAUUCAACAUGUUUAAAAUCAACAGGAAUAUGA
Entamoeba dispar SAW760 is the source of this 399-nucleotide messenger RNA. RefSeq lists its product as uncharacterized. Bases 1 to 399 code for a protein of 132 amino acids. The transcript has 2 exons. NCBI's taxonomy places the organism in Eukaryota, Evosea, Mastigamoebida, Endamoebidae. The record is from RefSeq and is a predicted model, not a curated record.